Symbiodinium natans is the source of this 1590-nucleotide messenger RNA. Lineage: Eukaryota; Dinophyceae; Suessiales; Symbiodiniaceae. The record is from the annotation of a GenBank genome assembly.
AUGGAUAAGCUGACGAGGUUCGUGAAGGAGCAGUCCCUCCAGAGGACUGAGAACACGCACAAACCCGAAGAGCUUGUGCAGUGGCUGCUCGACUUAGGCAGCAGAGGAGAGAAAGCAGCGGCUGACAUGGGGUAUGCCAACACGGUCGGAACAAUGGUCCACGAUCGCAACGACGAGGUGGCUGCGGCGGCAAUCACCGCCUUAGGUGACAUGGGGCAAGAAGGCAUCAAGCACAUGAGCCAAAUCGCUUCUGGCUUGAAUCGGAGCCCAGAGGUUUGCCAAGCUGCUGCAACAGCCCUGGCUCAGUUCGGCAAGCAGGCUGCGGCUUACGAAGCCAGCCUGUCAACUUGCCUGAUGAGAGUGUCAGACGAGCCCACACAAGCCGCUGUCAUUGCAGCUUUGGGGGCCAUAGGCGCCGAGCAUGAGGCCACUACCUUGGCAAAGUACUUGGAUGACAGCUCUGCAACUGUUGUUGCAGCGGCAUGUCAAGGCUUGGGAUACCUUCCCCAAGGUGUGCAGGAAGCACCGCGCAUAGCAAAGAAGCUUCAGGAUCCAUCAACUCGUUUUGCGGCUGUGAGCGCGCUUGGGAAGCUAGGCGGUGGGGUAGUUGAGAAGUACAUCCAAGAGAUUACAGCAUGCCUGAAAGACAAGGACAGCCUGACAAGACAAGCCGCUGCAAACACUUUGGCAGCUGCGAGUGGGGCAGUCCUGAGCUCACAGGCAGGGGCUCCCUACAUCGCCACCUUGUUGAAAGAUGCAGAUCCAGGAGUUCGAUGUUCCGCUGCCCUCAGUCUCGGCAAGCUAGGUCCACAAGCAUCCUCACAUGCCUCGGAAGUUGCAAAACUCCUGGCCGAUGAUGCAGAGGACAGCUCCGAAAGCUAUUUGGCCGUGGGAGGGGGAAGUCUCAGGUCACCGGCGACUCUUCGCCGUCCCAAAUGUGCUGCUCUGGCAGCUCUUUCCCUCAUGAAUGCAAGCAGCCACGUGUCAGACAUGGCCAUGUGCUUGAGAGACAAGGCCUACGAGGUGAGGUUGUGCGCGUUGGAAGCGCUCAUGCACAUGGGUGAAGCCGCGAGCAAGCAAUCCACAAGCAUCAUGGCAACAAUGGAAGAUGAUGUCUACAUCGUCCGGCUAAAAGCCUGCCAGUGCAUUGCAGCACUCCAAGCUCAAGAUGUUAUGGAUAAUCUUCCUGAUUUGUUCAAAGACGAAGCACCUUCAGUACGAGAAGCCGCCUUGGAAGCUUUGGCAAGCUGCCCCGAGAUUGCAAAGAAGUACUGCUCGCAGGUGUUCAAAUGCCUGGAGGAUGAGUACGGUAUGGUUCGAGCAGCAGCUUUGCGAGCUUUGUCAACCAUGGAUUCGGUCGGGCAGGGCUACGCAAGUGCCAUCGCAUCAGAGCUCGGAAAUCAAGACCCCAAUGCUCGGGCAGCUGCCUGCGAGGCACUUGGAAAGUUUGGUGAUUAUGGGGCAGCCUUCGCGGAAGAGAUCGAAUCUUGCCAGACAGAUGAUGUGCCUAUGGUGCGGGCUGCGGCAGCACAUGCCUUGGCACAGCUAGGCCUGUCUUCAGUGAGACGUCUUGAGAAUGGCGCCGAAUGA